UACCUCAUUCCUUAUAAUUUUAUAAAAAUAUCAAAACAUAAUACUUUAGUUCUAGCACAGCGUGGAUACUUUAAGGAUUCAACGUUUGUGAAUUAUCUUAAGUAUCUGUUAUACUGGAAGGAACCGGAGUACGCAAAGUAUUUGAAGUAUCCCAUGUGUCUAUAUUUCUUAGAUCUAUUGCAAUAUGAACACUUCAGAAGAGAAGUAGUGAACUCUCAAUGUACAAAGUUUAUAGACGAUCAACAAAUAUUACUAUGGCAACAUUAUACCAGACGUAGAACAAGAUUGUUGCAGACUGCAGCAGAGCAAACGCAACAUGCGAAUCCUCAAAACAAUGGUAUUGUACAGCCUAAGGUUCCGUGAAUAGUGUCCGACUAUUUUAACGUAUCCAUAAGAAUUAUAAUAUAAAAGUAACGUUAUACAUGACGAAAUGACAUAUAAUAUUGUUUAUAGCCAUAGCUUCUCUUCAGG
This is a messenger RNA of Ceratina calcarata, 471 nucleotides long. It is a transcript of the gene MED31, whose product is annotated as mediator complex subunit 31. Lineage: Eukaryota; Metazoa; Arthropoda; Insecta; Hymenoptera; Apidae. The transcript has a single exon. The annotation marks the transcript as partial. The record is from RefSeq and is a predicted model, not a curated record. Gene Ontology annotation, molecular function: transcription coregulator activity. Gene Ontology annotation, cellular component: mediator complex. Gene Ontology annotation, biological process: regulation of DNA-templated transcription.